CGCAGCUUUAAUCAGACAUGGAGAAGCUUUGCAGGUGUCUCCUGAUCCUACUGGGACUUUUAUCAGUUCAGGAGAAGGCAAAGGGAACAGAAGAGAACUCAGCACGAUUGGGCGUAAGCAGUCAGUCGUCAAAUUACGACGGGCUUGUCUCAUCAUAUGCUGUUGAUGGUCUGCGUGAUUCCUAUUCCCAUACAAACGCACAGACAGACCCGUGGUGGAGAGUUGACCUGUUAAACGUGUACAAGGUCAACAGAGUGGUCAUCACUAACAAAGACAGUUCCUAUUAUUAUACUCGGAUAAAUGGGGCCGUGAUUCGUGUUGGAAACGUUUCUCAAGACUUUUACAGCAACCCCAUAUGUGCUGUGAUUUCUACGAUUCCAUCCAAUACCACUGAGACCUUCUAUUGUGAUGGUAUGGAGGGACGUUACGUGCACAUUCAUAUUCCUGGAGAUGGCAAGAUUAUGACCGUCAAAGAGAUUGAAGUCUACGGGUUCAUCGCAGGAAAUGUUGCAUUAGAUGGAGUGGCAACACAAUCCUCAACAUUUGAAGACUGGUCUGCUGACAGAGGAAUCGAUGGAGAUCGAGGUCUCCUGCAGCAGAAUACCGGCUGCGCUGAAACCGCUCCUGGGAAUAGUAACCCCUGGUGGAGACUGGAUCUGCGUGACGUGUACCAUGUGAUCAGAGUCGUCAUCACAAACGGAAAUGACUGCUGUCCAGAGCGAGUAAACGGAGCCGAGAUUCGCAUCGGAAACUCUCUGGAGAACAACGGCAACAACAAUCCCCUAUGUGCUGUUAUUCCUGGUAUUCCAGCAGGUCAGUCCUAUACCUACCCAUGUGGUGGAAUGGUGGGACGUUAUGUGAAUGUGUUCCGUCCUGGAACUGACAAGAUUCUUACAAUGUGUGAGGUGGAGGUCUAUGUUGAAGACAUCUGUAAACAGAGAGCAGCUGUAAAGAUGCGGUUCAGCUCCAAAGAGGAUUUGACUGACUCUACAAUAGCAGAAAACAUCCUUCAACAGUUGGGAUCUAUUCUGGCUGGCAGAGGAUUUAAAGACGUGAUAGUGCAGUGGUCUCAACCCCCUCAACAGGACGUGAUCAAAGUGGAAGAAAAACGUCCUUGCAGUUAAUCAAAUGGAAUCAAGACUGUCUUUGAAAAGACACAGAGAAAUCUUUCAGCUGAAAUUCUUUUGGGACAAUAUUACAGACAUUUCCAGACAAAUAAGUUCAAUGUUGUAAAUGUGUUCCAGAUUGAAUUCACAGUGGUGAAUAAACAGAUAAGAGUUUGCGUUACGAUAUUUCUGUUAAACAUCUUCAUGAUUAGUUUUAUUAGGCUAUAGCUACAUAAAGACUUUCACUCACUUUUAUCAUUCAGAACUGCUACAUUUGCAAUGAUGUUAAAGUUUUAAUUUAAGCUGUUGGAUAUUAAAUAGACCAAUUUCACUAUAUUAGGAAACUGCUUCGCAGCAGCAAAAAGUAUAUUACGCUACAGAUUAGAGCCUAUAGAAUGCUUUAUUAAUCUUAAUAUAUUAAACACAAAGAUGGAUUUUUGUAUGUUUAUCUGUUUUGUACACUCUGACUGCUAACUCAUUAAAGUGUUUUGAAUUACA
This is a messenger RNA of Triplophysa rosa, 1604 nucleotides long. RefSeq lists its product as uncharacterized. The transcript has 9 exons. The record is from RefSeq and is a predicted model, not a curated record. Lineage: Eukaryota; Metazoa; Chordata; Actinopteri; Cypriniformes; Nemacheilidae. Bases 18 to 1124 code for a protein of 368 amino acids.